AUGAUAUUUUUUAACGGCGCUAACAACGAACCUGUACUUUUCCGAGCCUUUCCUACUUAUCUUGAUGGUGCUGCACUACUUUGGUUUUCUAAAUUGUCUGCAGGUUCGAUCUCCACAUUUGAAGAGUUGGCGAGAUCCUUCAUCGACUACUUCGCAGCUUCGAGGAUAUACGUACGCGGAUCAGAUUACCUUGGCACCAUCAUACAAGGACAACACGAAAGUCUAAAGGAAUACAUGACUUGGUUUGCCGAAGCGACCAUGGAAAUACCAGAUCUAGACCCAGCAGUCCACCUGUAUGCCCUUAAGGCCGGCUUCCGACCCGGUAAGUUUCGGGAAACCAUUGCGGUGACUAAACCAAAAACACUGCAGGAGUUCCGAGAAAGAGCAGCUGGACAAAUGGAGAUCGAAGAACUCUGGGAGGCUGAAAGAACGGACAGAAAACCACAUGGGAAAGAAGAAGAUAAGACUAUAAGAUCGCUAAACAAUAAGGAACCAAGGAAGCCAUUCAAACUCUCCCCAAAAUUUGACAAUUAUACCCGAUUCAACACAAAGAGAGAAAAAAUAAUCAAAGAGAUUCUCAACGCCAAAAUAAUAAAACCUUCAGCCCGACCAGGAAGUUAUCAGGAUUAA
Messenger RNA from Arachis ipaensis, 630 nucleotides. The record is from RefSeq and is a predicted model, not a curated record. NCBI's taxonomy places the organism in Eukaryota, Viridiplantae, Streptophyta, Magnoliopsida, Fabales, Fabaceae.